This is a messenger RNA of Cuscuta campestris, 2002 nucleotides long. The record is from the annotation of a GenBank genome assembly. NCBI's taxonomy places the organism in Eukaryota, Viridiplantae, Streptophyta, Magnoliopsida, Solanales, Convolvulaceae.
CUUAUUUUCACGUUUUUCAAAAGAAACAAAAAAGAUUUUAAAUUUGUAACAAAGUCUAUUCACCCCCCCCUCUAGACUUUGUAUCUCACCACUUUGGGACCACCAAUUGGUAUCGGAGCAAACUUCUCACUAUCUACGUUUAGAUUAACGAGAAGCGAUCAAAAUGGUGAACAAUAUGGAUCACGGUUUGCCCAAGUUUUCUCUUCUAGGUUAUGAUGAUUGGAAGAUCAUGAUGGAAGCACACCUCUACGCUCUACAUGAUUGCAUGUGGAUGGUGCUUGAGGAUGGACCCUUGAAAAUCCAAAUGGAGAAUCCUGAGAGGAAUCCAGCAACUCCAGACGUAGUCCAGUACAUUCCAAAGCCCAAGGAAAAAUGGGAUGAUAGAGAUUGCAAAAAGCACAAUCUGGACAACGUCGCCAAAGCAGCCAUCUUCAAGACACUUGAUCCCAUCACCUUCUCCAAAAUCAAGCAUCUCAAGACUGCCAUGGAGAUAUGGCAAGGUCUUGGGAAGCUAUGUGAGGGAUCAGAGGACUUGAGAAAGCAGAAGGUAGAAGUCCUGCUUGAGAAGUUUAAAAGCUUCAAAAUGCUUCCCGGAGAAUCAUUCGAUAUGUUGGAUGAAAGAUUCCACAAAAUCUUGAAUGAUCUUGCCUCACUUAACCACGUUCUUUCUCCCAAAGAAAAGAAUACAUGCAAGGAGCAGAGAACUUUAGAACAGCAUAAAACUCUUUUACAAAGAGAGAGGGUUCAUAGUAAUUUCACUAAUGCUGUGAACAAGUUAGGAGAAGGUGGAUAUAGUGCGUUUACUCCCACGCGUGAUAAUGCAUGUACUGAGCGGAGAGCUGUAGAAAAACAGAAGACGCUUAGAAAUCCUAGUGUUUUCGUCGAUACGACCAAGGAAGACGGUAAUUAUACUACUUGUACUCCUACGCCUCCCAAUGCAUCCGCUCAAGAAAGAGCUACAGAAAAGAUUUAUUCCAUUGGUACAAACAAGCCAACCCAGACAUGCAAGGAGCAGAGAACUUUAGAACAGCAUAAAACUCUUUUACAAAGAGAGAGGGUUCAUAGUAAUUUCACUAAUGCUGUGAACAAGUUAGGAGAAGGUGGAUAUAGUGUGUUUACUCCCACACGUGAUAAUGCAUUUAGUGAGCGGAGAGCUGUAGAAAAACAGAAGACGCUUGGAAAUGCAUGGUUUCUCUGGCUUGGGUGCGUCUUUAGGUGUUGCUUUACCCAACGGUUCACCCUUGCUUUCGCCCCUUUGCUUAGCCUCCCGAACUGGCGCCUUAGACGCUGCCAAUGGCGUGGGAGUGGGUGCUGUUUGGGCUCCGGCAUCUCCAGGUGUAGCAUUCUGAUCAGUCAAGGACGGCUGUUCAAAUCUGGUGGUCUGGGCUACUGCCUUAGUCACGGCAGGAAGUUUGCCCUGACCCUUCUUUUUCCGGCUGGUUUCAGGAACACCCUCUGCCACAACUGUCACGGGAAUGGCAGUGGGUUUAUUGUGGGCUGUCUCCUUACUCCCACCAUCAAGAUCUGCCCCGUCCGAGAGAGGAGAAGUGGUCGCUGCCACUGGUUUUGGCAAGACAGCAACACUGUCAACGGCCUCACUGUCAUCACCGGUAUAACUGAUUUUCAUGACUAGAUAAAGACAGUUUUUUUUACACUUCUGAGUGGUAAAGAAUGGGGAGGCUGCUAGUUUAUGUAAGAAUAAGGCAGAUCAGAAAUUGUUAAAAAUUGUCCUUCGUGACAAGUUGGAGGAAACAACACAUGUGCAAUGUCAAUCAAAGAAGGAUAAUAGCACGAAAAAGGGGCAAUAAGUGGUGGUUCAAGCUUGAAGAGUUGGUGUCAACCUAGCUCUACAAAUCUUUUUGCACACAUUAAUUUGUUUCUUCUCUUCAAUUUCGAUACAUUUGGAUAUAUUUAUAACUCAUGUUUUUAGACACAAAAUGUUGGAUGAUCGACUUAUUGUUAGAUCUUAGUAUUUGAAUUCUAAUAUACUUUUUGUUUUUGG